This is a messenger RNA of Hyaloscypha bicolor E, 1506 nucleotides long. RefSeq names its product cytochrome P450. Lineage: Eukaryota; Fungi; Ascomycota; Leotiomycetes; Helotiales; Hyaloscyphaceae. The transcript has 4 exons. Bases 1 to 1506 code for a protein of 501 amino acids. The record is from RefSeq and is a predicted model, not a curated record. Gene Ontology annotation, molecular function: oxidoreductase activity, acting on paired donors, with incorporation or reduction of molecular oxygen; heme binding; monooxygenase activity.
AUGACUCCUUAUCAGAGCUUCGAUGUGCAGAGCUCCGGUCUGCAAAACUCGCUACUGGCCUUUGGCGGUGCUUUUGUCAUUCUGUCCACCUGCUACAUUCUAGGCUCUGCCACCUACAAUCUCUACUUCAAUCCCUUGUGUGCCUACCCAGGACCGAAGUUGUGUGCUGUAACUCGAAUCCCAUGGCUUCUGGCCCUUAUCCAUGGUCGCCAAACCCAUAACAUGCGGAAUCUCCACGAAAUCUAUGGUGAAGUUGUUCGCAUUGCCCCCGAUGAGCUUUCGUACAUCAACCCCAAAGCAUGGAAAGACAUUUAUGCCCAUCGCCAAGGAAAGGAAGAGAUGGCCAAGCAACGCAAAUCCUAUUUGGAGCAUCCUGGAGGGGACCAUAUUAUCUUAGCAAACCGCGAGAACCACUCUCGCUUCCGGAGAACCCUCUCUCAUGCAUUCUCAGACUCAUCCAUGCGCGAGCAAGAGCCCCUGAUAAAGAGAUAUGUCGACCUUCUAAUCCGACGCCUCGGAGAGAUCUCGAACGAUGGACAGACGCCAUUGAACAUUGUUGCGUGGUACAACUUCACCACCUUCGAUCUAAUCGGCGACCUCACAUUCGGUGAAUCAUUUGAUUGUCUUGAAAAGUCCGACUACCACCCCUGGGUCAGCUUAAUCUUCAACAACAUCAAAGCCGGAAGUUACACCCAAGCCCUCAAAUACAUCCCCGGCGGACGAAACCUAGCCUCAUUACUCGUCUCAAAGGAGUUAUUGUCAAAAAAGGCAGCUCACCAUGCACUAACGAUAGAGAAAGUAAAGAAGCGCGUAUCCCGAACAGAAGAACGCCGUGACUUCAUGGACAACAUCCUCAAGCGCGAGAAAAAUGGCAUGACCUUCCCCGAGCUCGUAGGAAACUCAUCCAUCCUGAUCAUAGCCGGGAGCGAGACAACGGCCACUGUUCUCUCAGGCGUGACAUUCCAUCUCCUGAAGAACCCAACUGUCAUGGCCAAAGUAGUGCAUGAGAUCCGCUCGACCUUCACCAACGAAGACGAGAUCACAAUCGCUGCUGUGGGAAAUCUGAAAUAUAUGUUAGCAUGCCUUGAGGAAGCAAUGCGUAUCUAUCCAGCAGCACCAGUUGGCCUGCAGCGAAUCGUCCCAGGCAAGGGGGAUUUCAUCAAUGGGAAAUGGGUUCCUGGUGGAACUGUCGUAUCAGUCCAUAUGGUAGCAACCUACCGCUCCCCCCUCAACUUCCGCGACCCCGACUCCUUCAUCCCAGAACGUUUCCUCGGCGACGAACGCUUCGUGAACGACAACCGCAGCGCACUCAAUCCAUUCAGCCUAGGACCCGGAACUGCAUCGGCAAGAACAUACGCCGAAAUGCGUUUAAUCCUCGCAAGAGUACUCUACAGUUUCGAUCUGCAGCUUGCGAAUGAGAACGAUAAUUGGUUGGAUCAGAAGACUUAUACGCUUUGGGAGAAGGGACCAAUGAAUGUGUUGUUGAAGAAGUGUUCGUUUGCUUAG